GAGACGUUUAAAAGGCUACGUGAGACUCCAGCCCGCAAGGAACAGCCGGGUGUGACGCGUGUCACCCGCGAAGACUCGGCCGGCACAUCCUCGUUGCGUGGACCGGCCAGAGCAGCACAUCUGCGACAAGAGCUGGGGUUUUACAAAAGAGACAAACUUUUCUACUUCUAGAUUUUUCCAGUUUUUUUCUAAUAAAUCAAAACAUCUCAAAAUGGAGGCCUAAAACUCUCAAAAGGGACUUAGUCUAAUCUCCGGGAGGUAGUUUUGUGCAUGAAUAAACAAAGUAGUUCACUGUAAUUUUUGGUAUCCAAAGAAUGUUAAUUUAAAAAAUAUGAUCUAGUUGUAAGAGCUAUUAACUAUAAAGCAAUACUUAGUUUGAUUCUGAAUUUGACUUGUGGAUGUAAAGAAGUGAUUGUAGCUGGCACAUACUGUUCAAGUACUCUUUUCAAAGUUGGCCAGGUAGUCUCCCACUGGCUGCUGUAUGGAACAGAAAGAAGUACCUGUGUUUGGUAAAGAUUUAAAAAUGAGUGACAGUUAUCUAGAACAAAGAGCUAAUAUUCAGCCCUCUGCUAAAUUAGAGAAAUACGCGUAUAAAACCUUUGCUAUGUUAAAAGUUUCUGCAAUGACAAAGAAAUGUCAAGAACAAAACUUUUUGAUAGAUGCAACAAAUUUAGAGAAAGUUUGAAAGAUGAAUGUGAUGGUUGGUAAAGAAAUUAACCGCUUAUAAGACUAUUGAUACUUUAAAAGUUAAAAAUUUACCUUGUUCAGAUGGGCUAUUAUCUCUGAGGAUAAUAGAAUGAGAAUGAUGGCUGGGUGGUUACAUUUUGGUAAAUGAACAAACUUACUCAGAAAGAAAAUUCACACAGAGACAGUAAUAAACACCAAGAAUGUUUUUCUAACAAUGUGUAAAAUUUUUGACUAAUGAAGGGAAAACUGAAGUUAGUUAGACACAAUAACUCACCUCUGAGGGAAAUAAUCACUGGUAUUGAGGUACGUUUCUCUUGCCACCUGGAAAUAAAGCAUUCACAUCUGCAGUAGAGAGCCCCGCCAUGUGUGGUACCCAGGAAACAUGCUUGCAAAUCACUUGCAGAAAAACCAUGAUGACUUGUUUAUUGGUCAUUGCUGAUAUUGAUGUAGCACCUACUUACCAAGAGCUAGUCAGUAGUUGAGAAACUCUGAAUUUUGCAGUCUCUGCUGUUCAGAAGUAGUGGAUUGUGACAAAGUGAAAUUAUUAUUGUGUUUUGUCAUGAUGAAUUCUGGCUCAAGAUAUGCUAUCUGUGAAAUAAUUUCUGACCAAGGCCAAUUUUUUUUAUCCGUUUUUUUUUUUUUGAUUACCUGUCUUAGCUUGCAGACUCAGCAUUGUGACAUUUGACUGUUUUUAAAAAUAAAUCCACUAUCAGGAGAUUUGAUGUUAGUUCUCAACGGGAUGAAGCUGAACCUAAAAGACCAAGUGAGCAAAUAUAUUCAUCUCUGAUUAUUUAUUUGAAGUGUAAUGUUUAAUUUGCUAAAAUCUAAUGGUAUCACUGUGACUAAGCAGUCAGGUACCUGACUAUCUAUGUGAAGUAAUUAUUAUUUCUAAAUCUUGAAACUAGGUCUUGAGAUAGAUUAGCCAAUUCUGAUACUAAUUAAGAUCAUUAUUUGGAAGAAAAUUUUACCUUGUUUUGUUCUUCCUAUUAAAGUGAUUGUAGGAAGGAAAAUUACUUAAUUUGAGCAAGAUUUAGGAUAUACUAUAUUUCAUUGAAUCUAAGAUGUCAUCAUUUGUAAAAAAUCAUAUUUUAUGUACCCAUAAAAAAUAAAAAUGCUGUUAAUUAAAGUAUGACAUGCCAUUAACUGUAAGAUAACCUCUCCAUAACAGAGAUACUAAAACAUGCACCUUAAAAUCAGUGAAAUAUAGUAAUCCAUUCUUUUCCUCUUUUGAGGUAGGUCUAAUUUUUUUUAUGGCUCCCAAAUUUCAUAAUUUUUUAAAAAGCAAACAUGGUUUGAAUAGUUUUGUGUGCAUAGAACACUUACACAGUAUAGCUUUCUGCCAAAACAAACUAGCUGCCUGAGACAUUUUAUCUUCAGGCUGACUGAAUGUCACUGAAGCAUACCAGUGGAGAGAGUGGCCCGCCUGUGGAAAUGCAAGACACCAAACAGCAUCUUGAUCACCUAAAGCACUCUACACUUUUAUGAAGGGUUUUUAUUUUUAUCACUAGGUACUGUGAGGCAUCUUGUUUACAUUGUACAGUAGAAAAAGUAUAAAGUGUAUACAAAGGUGCAGGUUGUACAUAAUUGUCCCUUAAAAUGUAUCAGUAUAUAGAAAUUAGAAUCUUGCCAUGCCCAAGCCCUAAAUGCAAAGAAGAAAACAGAAUGAAAGAUUUCCCGUUCUAAGUGUUCAACCUAGUACUAAAAUUAGUAAAAAUCAAAAGCCAUGCACAAAACUACCUCCCCAGAGAAAGGCUAGUCCCUUUUCCCCUGCAUCCACUUUAUUAUGAACAUAGAGAAAAAUAGUGUAUUCUUAUCAGAUUUAAUGAAAAGUACCAACAUGUUUGAACUGAAGUAUGACUUUUCAUGUGAACUCUACCGAAUGUCUACAUAUUCAGCUUUCCCUGCUGGAGUUCCUGUCUCAGAAAGGAGUCUUGCUCGUGCUGGUUUUUAUUACACUGGUGUGAAUGACAAGGUCAAAUGCUUCUGUUGUGGCCUGAUGCUGGAUAACUGGAAACAAGGAGACAAUCCUAUGGAAAAGCAUAAAAAGUUAUAUCCUAGCUGUAGCUUUGUUCAGAAUCUAAGUUCAGUUAACAUUUCCGGAGCCACUUCUCAGCCUACUUUUCCUUCAGGAACAAAUUCCACACAUUCACUACAUCCAAGUUUGGAAAACAGUGGCUAUUUCAGUGGCUCUUAUUCAAGCUUUCCAUCAAAUCUUGUAAACUCCGGACCAAGUCAAGAUUUUUCUGCCUUGAGGAUAAGUCCCUACCAUUGUGCAAUGAAUACCGAAAAAGACAGAUUACUUACUUUCCAGAUGUGGCCAUUGACCUUUCUGUCGCCAGCAGAUCUGGCAAAAGCAGGCUUUUACUACAUAGGACCUGGAGACAGAGUGGCUUGCUUUGCCUGUGGUGGAAAAUUGAGCAAUUGGGAACCAAAGGAUGAUGCAAUGACAGAACACUUACGACAUUUCCCCAACUGCCCAUUUUUGGGAAAUCAGCUUCAAGACUCUUCAAGAUACACUGUUUCUAACCUGAGCAUGCAGACAUAUGCAGCCCGCUUUAAAACAUUCUGUAACUGGCCCUCUAGUAUUCCAGUUCAUCCUGAACAGCUUGCAAGUGCAGGUUUUUAUUAUAUGGGUCACAGUGAUGAUGUGAAGUGCUUCUGCUGUGAUGGUGGGCUGAGGUGUUGGGAAUCUGGAGAUGAUCCAUGGGUGGAACAUGCCAAGUGGUUUCCGAGGUGUGAGUACUUGAUACGAAUUAAAGGACAGGAGUUCAUCAGUCGCGUUCAAGCCAGUUACCCUCAUCUACUUGAACAGCUAUUGUCUACUUCAGACAAUCCAGAAGAUGAAAAUGCAGAGCCACCAAUUGUUCAUUUUGGACCUGGAGAAAACCAUUCAGAAGAUGCAGUCAUGAUGAAUACACCUGUGGUUAAAGCAGCUUUGGAAAUGGGCUUUAGUAGAAGGCUUGUAAAGCAGACAGUUCAGAGUAAAAUCCUAACAACUGGAGAGAAUUAUAAAACCAUCAGUGAUCUUGUAUUAGAUUUACUUAAUGCAGAAGAUGAAAUAAGGGAAGAGGAGAAAGAAAGAGCAACUGAAGAAAAAGAAUCAGAUGACCUAUCAUUGAUCCGGAAGAACAGAAUGGCACUUUUUCAACACUUGACUUGUGUGCUUCCAAUCCUGGAUAGUCUACUAAUUGCCAGAGUGAUUAGCGAACAAGAACAUGAUGUUAUUAAACAGAAAACACAGACAUCUUUACAAGCAAGAGAACUGAUUGAUAUUAUUUUAGUAAAAGGAAAUUUUGCAGCCACCAUAUUCAAAAACUCUCUACAAGAAAUUGAUCCCAUGUUAUACAAGCAUUUAUUUGUGCAACAAGACAUAAAGUAUAUUCCCACAGAAAAUGUUUCAGAUUUAUCAAUGGAAGAACAAUUGAGGAGACUACAGGAAGAAAGAACAUGCAAAGUGUGUAUGGACAAAGAAGUGUCCAUAGUGUUUAUUCCGUGUGGUCAUCUGGUAGUCUGCAAAGAUUGUGCCCCUUCUCUAAGAAAAUGUCCUAUUUGUAGAGGUACAAUCAAGGGUACAGUUCGUACAUUUCUUUCAUGAAGAUCUAAAACUUUGCCUAAACUUUAGAACUAAUGGAUUAAAUGUAUUAUAAUCUUAACUUUGUUACUGCUUUAGUUUCUUUAAAUUUUUUAUUUAUUUACAACUCAGAAAAUUUUGUUUUAUAUAAAUGUAUUUAUAUAAAUAUAUAUCUAAAACAUGAACAUAUAUAUUUUAUAUCGUAAGGGAAUGAUAGACUUUUGUUCUUGUGAACAAAGAAUAAGGAAAGCACUACAGGCACAAUACUAAAUGAAAAUUAUAGUACUAUUGAUAUUGUAACUGAAGUAAUUUUUUUGAACUGAUCUUUCAGAAUUUUCAGUAUUUUGGAGAAACAUGGAUUCUCUUGCUUUAUCUAUCCCUGUCUUAUACAUAGAAGAUCUUGAUGUUUGUUGAAUGACUUUUUCAGGACAUGAUGUUUUUGUAAAGAAUUGUUAAGCAACAUUUUAAUAAAGCGAUCAAAAUUA
Molecule: messenger RNA, 4743 nt
Organism: Phacochoerus africanus (Common warthog)
Lineage: Eukaryota; Metazoa; Chordata; Mammalia; Artiodactyla; Suidae
Product: baculoviral IAP repeat-containing protein 3
Exons: 9
Coding region: 2471-4282 (603 amino acids)
Biological process (GO): negative regulation of necroptotic process; negative regulation of apoptotic process; regulation of cell cycle
Cellular component (GO): cytoplasm; nucleus
Molecular function (GO): ubiquitin protein ligase activity; cysteine-type endopeptidase inhibitor activity involved in apoptotic process
Source: RefSeq, a predicted model, not a curated record